Messenger RNA from Brassica napus (rape), 1254 nucleotides. RefSeq lists its product as uncharacterized. Gene Ontology annotation, molecular function: nucleic acid binding; RNA-DNA hybrid ribonuclease activity. Bases 1 to 1254 code for a protein of 417 amino acids. The record is from RefSeq and is a predicted model, not a curated record. Lineage: Eukaryota; Viridiplantae; Streptophyta; Magnoliopsida; Brassicales; Brassicaceae. The transcript has 3 exons.
AUGACAUUGUUGAAGAGUGUGCUAUCUCCCAUGCCCAACCACGCAAUGCAAUGUUUCAAACUCCCAUUAUCUCUAUGCAAGAGGAUCCAAUCUGUGUUGACUCGCUUUUGGUGGGACUCUAAUACAGGAGAGAAGAAGAUGUCAUGGAUAGCCUCGACUACAAUGACCAAAUCAAAAAAGGAUGGAGGCAAAUAUUGCCAAGACCAAGAUUUCAUGCAAGUCUCAGCUCCUAGCUCCUGCUCUCAUGGAUGGAGAGGAAUACUUAUAGGAAGAGAUCUCCUAAAAGAACAACUAGGAUGGGCGAUUGGUAAUGGCGAAAAGGUAUUGGCUUGGGAUGAUGCUUGGCUCUCAUUACUAGCACUGGAGUGUCCCGUGGGACCAGUCCCUGAGGAUGAAAGAGCACUACCAGUUGGAGAUAGACUAGAAGCUAGACAAGCCCUAUCAGGUACCAAAUGUAUUCACUGUGAGGGUCACGAAACUAUCUCCCAUCUAUUUUUCCAAUGUCCCUACGCGCUAAAAGUAUGGGAAUUGGUACCUUUCUCUGGUGGGUUCAACCCAAUGCCUCUGAACACUUUCGAUCUGGAAUGGAAAAGGCUACUCCUUACAGUUGUUCUCCCUCCUGUGGGUCUUGGAAACGGGUCUCUAGCCCCCUGGAUCAUAUGGGCCAUAUGGACGACAAGAAAUCACAAACUGUUCCAAAACAGGAACUUUUCCGCUCCGGAAACUGUUACCAAAGCUAUUUGUGAUGCAAAGGAAUGGCUAGCAGCCCAAUUACCUGUGCAAGCUACUGAUCAUCAUUUAAAGCCCCAGCAGAACGUUUUGACGGCUGAGGUAAUCUGUAAAUCAGAUGCGGCGUGGAAGAAGGAACUACAGGCAGUGGGUCUUGCUUGGAGCUUCUACCGACCCCAAAAGGAGCGAAUUAGCUCCCAUAAUCAACCAGCAGCGUAUGUGACUUCGUCCCUCAUGGUAGAAGGUCUACCACUAUGUGCAGCGAUGGAACAAGCCAUUGCCCUACAGAUGAAACGUGUGGACUUUGAAUCGGACUCCCUGCAACUGGUGAUGGCAAUUGCUGAUGGAUCAAGCUUCUCAGAUCUCCAUGGCAUUCUCUCUGAUAUCUAUCUCUUGUCAAUUUCCUUUGAUUCUGUCUCUUUUAGAUUUUCUCGGCGAGAGUCCCUCUGUUUUGAGGACUCUGUUGCAAAGAAGACCCUCUUAGACUUUGCGUUGACCCAAACCAUUGAACCGGUUUUGGUCUAA